GUUACAUGACUUUGACGAGGUUAUUCACACCAGCGCUACCUUGUUGAUUUCUUAAACAACAACUUGUACACACAAGUUUCAGCUGAUCACAAUGGGAGGUCUUGGUUUAUUAUAAUGACUCAACGUGAUGUAUAUGGGCGUGCGUCUGCACUAAUCUCUCCACUUCACUCUCUGGCUUCAAGUGAUCACUGAGGGAGUUGCCUUCAAUAACGGUCCAACAGCUCCAGCAUCCUAAAGCAGAAAAGAUAAGGUUCUGUUGUGAAAUAUGCAGAUGUGUACUGUGGUCAGGAUGAUGUGCUAUACUGCAUUUGCCACAUUGUUCCUGUUGGGUGUUGCUACUGGCCAGACUUCCCUUCAGAUUUCUUCCUGCUUGACUAAGGAGCAAAACCUGGAGAUGUACUGCAAGUUCACUCCAGCUUCAGGCUCCAGCCUCCCGAAGACUUGCUACUACAUGACGGAGAGUGAGUUGAUUGCCAGUACCAACAGCAGCAGCAUCCCAAACCCCACCUUCAAGAACCGUGCCAAUAUCUCCAUUGUCGACAACACAUGCAAGCUGUCAUUGAACGGUUUCUCGGCAGACAAACCCAAAAACUACACUUGUUUCAUCAAACAGACUGCCUCACCAGUGUCAGUCUCUGCAACUGUGGAUAAGAGUAAGCUUCAGACCUGUUCUGGCUGGUGUGUUGUUCAGCACAGUGGAGCAGCACUCCUGCUAGCUAUCCUUACUUUCCCACUCUUGUCAGAGCUUCUUUGAGCAUAGAAUGGAUCUCUCUAUACCAGUGUUUCUCAACCACAUUCCUGGAGGCCCACCAACCCUGCACAUUUUGCAUGUCUCCUUAAUUAAACACACCUGAUUAGGGUUAUCAGCUCAUUAGUAGUGAC
Megalobrama amblycephala (Wuchang bream) is the source of this 882-nucleotide messenger RNA. RefSeq names its product Thy-1 cell surface antigen (gene thy1). The record is from RefSeq and is a predicted model, not a curated record. The transcript is spliced from 4 exons. Bases 266 to 754 code for a protein of 162 amino acids. Lineage: Eukaryota; Metazoa; Chordata; Actinopteri; Cypriniformes; Xenocyprididae.